AUGGCUUCUACAGCAGAAGAUCCGUCCAGGCCUCGACCAAGUACCGUCGCGGAACACCUAGCCGGCACAGCGGAUUCCUGGCACGGCAAGAUCACGACGUCCGGCCCAUUCAAGCCGCAGCGCGGACGGUAUCAUCUUUACGUCGGUCUCUUCUGCCCAUUCGCACAUCGUGUCCUGCUCGUCCGUCGCCUCAAGGGCCUGACGGAUCUUAUCGAUGUCAGUGUCGUCAAGCCAUAUCCCAAGGGCGACGACAGAGGCUGGCCCGGCUGGCGGUUCCCACGCGAUGAAAACGAAUAUCCCGAGGCGACAGUCGACCAUAUCUUCGGCAGCGAGUAUCUCCACGAGGUCUACUUUCGAGCAGACAAGGAGUACAAAGGCCGGUAUUCUGUGCCAGUACUGUGGGAUCGGGAGACGGGGACGAUUGUCAAUAAUGAGAGUCUCGAGCUGCUGAGGGAUCUGCAGACGGCUUUUGACGAACUGUUACCUCAAGAGUUUGCCCAUAUCACAUUAUAUCCGGAGCACUUGCGCAACAAAAUCGACGACAUCGGCUCAUGGUUGCAGCGUGAUCUUAAUUCGGGGGUUUACAAGGCUGGAUUUGCAGAGACGCAAGAAAGAUAUGAUGAGAAUGUACUCCCAGUGUUCGCAGCGCUGAACAAGCUGGAGAAAAUGAUUGCUGCGAACGGUGGGCCAUAUAUUCUCGGUCAGGAGUUGACGGAACUGGACAUCAGAGCGUAUGCGACGGUCGUGCGCUUCGACACCAUCUACGUCCAGCACUUCAAGUGCAAUCUGGGCACGAUCCGGCACGACUAUCCCCAGCUGAAUAACUGGCUCAAGAACCUGUACUGGAAUGUCGCUGGGUUCAGGGAGACGACCGAUUUCAAGCAUAUCAAGGAGAACUACACCAAGAGCCAUGCGGAUAUCAACCCCAAGGCUAUCACGCCCAGGGGGCCAUGGCCCCACGUUGAGGACGGGUGGGAGAGUGAUCUGAGGAAGGUCAGGGUCGGUGGUGUCACGAUGCCGGAGGUGGUCGACUUGGAAUCUAAGUUACCUCACUGA
Messenger RNA from Exophiala bonariae, 1056 nucleotides. RefSeq lists its product as uncharacterized. Bases 1 to 1056 code for a protein of 351 amino acids. The record is from RefSeq and is a predicted model, not a curated record. Lineage: Eukaryota; Fungi; Ascomycota; Eurotiomycetes; Chaetothyriales; Herpotrichiellaceae. Gene Ontology annotation, cellular component: cytoplasm. The transcript has a single exon. Gene Ontology annotation, molecular function: glutathione transferase activity.